GUAACACUUUGGACCAUAGAACAACAUUGAAAAUGACCAAUGGGCCUCCGAACAGCUGCCAUCUGAGGACAGACUAAAAACAGAAAGAGAUAUGAUUCCACUUAUAAAUUCAUGAAGUAUAUUAAGAAAGUGACCAGGUCUCAGAUCAGCCAAGGCAAAACAGGAAAGGAGUGGAUUGGGUGUGGAGUUGAAUGCUAAGCAGGAAAAGAAGAAAGAAGAGAAGGGCUCUUCAAGUCUCCGGACCCUGUCAUUCUGGAAAUCCCAUCCUCCCCAUGCUUGGGCCACUGAGAGACAAGAGGAAAGAAGUAAAGUAACCCAAAGCAGCAACAUCUUCCUCCUGCAUGAAAAGGAAAUACAGACUGCUCCUUUAUCAAUACCUAGUGAUAAUGUCCCCACCAUCAUACUAAUAACCAGUCCUGCCUGGUAAGAUAAGGAGCUUCAAAGAAAUACUGUACAAAGAUCCUGUGUUUACCCUGCUACCUAUUGAAAUAAGUCUGUGGAACUAUGAAGCUGAGGUUAGCUCACCUGCUCCUUCAGCCACUGUGGAGCUCCCAAGCCUUCUGUAGGCCUCUCCGUUAUGUGAGCACAGGGCUGCCCAGCCCUCAGAAGACCUUCGCCGACUUUGAAGCCAUUUACCUAGGAAAGCAGCCAAUGCCAGAGUAUUUUAAUUUUGCCAGUGAUGUGCUAGACAUGUGGAGUCAGAUGGAAAAGGCUGGAAAAAAGUCCCCAAAUCCUGCUUUCUGGUGGGUUGAUGGUCAGGGAGCUGAGGUAAAAUGGAAUUAUGAAGAGCUGGGGAUCCAAUCCAGGAAGACAGCCAAUGUUUUGUCCAGAGUGUGCAACCUGCGGCCAGGGGAUCGAUUGCUGGCGAUUCUCCCCAGGAUCCCUGAAUGUUGGUUGGUGACUGUGGCUUGUAUGAGAACAGGGGUUGUCAUCAUCCCUGGAAUAUCUCAGCUAACUGUAAAGGAUAUCCAGUACCGACUGCAGGCAUCUGGUGCCAAAGCCAUCAUUACCAAUGACUCCUUAGCACCUCAGGUGGACACCAUUAGUGCUGACUGCCCUUCCCUCCAGACAAAAGUGCUUGUCUCUGGCAGUAGUCGGCCUGGUUGGCUGAACUUCAGAGAAUUAUGCCAGGUGGCACCUGAAGAACAUAACUGUGUAAGGACUAGGAGUCAGGACCCAUUGGUCAUCUACUUCACCAGUGGCACCACAGGUUCACCCAAGAUGCUGGAACAUACCCAAGUCAGCUAUGGAUUGGGCUUUGCCACCUCUGCAAGGAAGUGGACAGAUUUAUCAGAUUCUGACAUCUUCUGGAACCCAUCUGACACAGGCUGGGUCAAAGCUGCCUGGACUUUCUACUCUACUUGGAUAACAGGAGCCUGCCUUUUCAUUCACCAGCUGCCAAAAGCUGACACCAAUGUGAUCUUGAAUACACUCUGCCAAAUGCCAAUCACCACCUUCUGUUGUGUUCCAACCAUGUUCCAGAUGCUUGUACAACAUGACUUGACCAGGUACAAGUUUAAGAGCCUGAGGCACUGUGUAACAGGAGGAGAGACCCUCAAUCCUGAUGUGAGAAAAAAAUGGAAGAGUCAGACAGGUCUGGAGUUGCAUGAAGGCUAUGGCCAGUCUGAAACUGUUUUGAUCUGUGCCAAUCAAAAAGGCAUGAAAAUCAAGUCAGGUUCCAUGGGGAAAGCUGUUCCACCCUAUGAUGUCCAGAUUGUAGAUGAUGAAGGCAACAUCCUUCCUCCAGGAAAAGAGGGUAACAUUGGCAUCAGGAUCAAACCAAAGCAGCCCUUCUGUUUCUUCACAGGCUACUUGGGCAAUGCUGAGAAAACAGCCUCUUGCAAACAGGGGGACUUUUACAUCACUGGGGACCGUGCCCACAUGGAUGAAGAUGGUUACUUCUGGUUUAAGGGAAGAGCUGAUGAUGUGAUCAAUUCUUCAAGUUACCGAAUUGGACCUUUUGAAGUAGAAAGCGCCCUGUCAGAACAUCCUGCCGUUGUUGAGUCCGCUGUGGUCAGCAGUCCAGACUCCAUCAGGGGAGAGGUGGUAAAAGCUUUUGUAGUUUUAAAUCAAGAUUUUAUCAACCAAGACCCAGGGGAACUGACUCGGGAUCUGCAAGAGCAUGUCAAAAGAUUGACAGCACCAUACAAGUACCCCAGGAAGGUGGAAUUUGUCGAAGCACUGCCAAAGACAGUCAGCGGGAAAAUUCAAAGGAGCAAAUUAAGAAAGAAAGAGUGGGGGAAUUAAGAUGGAGUUGGAGAAGCUUCUUAUUGGCCUUUCAGCAUUCCUUGCAGAGGCUUUGGCUUGAUCUUCCCCUCAACUUUAAGAAUGUCUGAGUUCUAUGAAAUGAGAAGCCUGCCCAUGAUAUGCUUCCAAGAAUCUUCUUAGAAAUGAGCCCUCUGAAUAGCCUGGGUGUGGAUUGUGCUAAUGUUCAAAAUAGCAUCUCAUAACAAUAAUAGCUCACAUUUAUGUAAUACUCUAGGUUUUAUAAAUUGCUUUAGUCACAAUAGCCCUCUGAUAUAUGUAGUGCAAAGAUGAUUAUUCCCAUUUUACAGAGAAGGAAACAGACUCUGUGAACUGAAGUGAGAAAUAUAACUAGAACUCAUUAACAAGGCAAAUUCAAUUGAUAAAGGUGGGGAGGUUUGGCUGGCAGGUGGGGACAGGGGGACAGUGCAUGCCUUGAGAACCAAGAUAGCAUUCCAAAAGUGACAAUAGUCACAACAAGAGAGGGGGCAGCACCCCCCAAGAGUCCAAGUUAGCUGGGAGGUCAGCUGGGCCCCAGUAGAGGAGUGCCAAGACAAUGAAAGUGGGAAACUCAAAGUAGCUACAUCACGUCUUGGGAACAGUGUGGAAGACUUUGAGGAAUAGUUCAGGUAUUGCUAUCACCAUGAGAGAAAGUACCUCCAUCCUCCCUUAAACUGGAAUCCAAUAAUAAAUUGUUUACAAGAGACACACUUGAAACAAUACAAUGAUCCAAGACAAUUCCAGAGAAACCAUGAUGAAAAAAUUCUUU
Molecule: messenger RNA, 3013 nt
Organism: Vombatus ursinus (common wombat)
Lineage: Eukaryota; Metazoa; Chordata; Mammalia; Diprotodontia; Vombatidae
Product: acyl-coenzyme A synthetase ACSM5, mitochondrial-like
Exons: 15
Coding region: 505-2247 (580 amino acids)
Biological process (GO): fatty acid biosynthetic process; acyl-CoA metabolic process
Cellular component (GO): mitochondrial matrix
Molecular function (GO): fatty-acyl-CoA synthase activity; fatty acid ligase activity
Source: RefSeq, a predicted model, not a curated record